This is a messenger RNA of Suillus plorans, 817 nucleotides long. RefSeq lists its product as uncharacterized. The coding region runs from base 158 to 580 and encodes 140 amino acids. NCBI's taxonomy places the organism in Eukaryota, Fungi, Basidiomycota, Agaricomycetes, Boletales, Suillaceae. The record is from RefSeq and is a predicted model, not a curated record. The transcript has 2 exons.
UGUUACUGCAUGUUGCCUCAUGCCAUGAAGGCUUCGAUUAUCAACCUGUUACAUAAGUGACUUGGUGAAUUGAAUCCCGCAGGAGUUCCUUACGCCUAUAUAUAUAUGUUCGGUGCCCAAUUGCACAGUCGGUCGCCUAUCCCAGCACUAUACUGCAAUGUACCAAUUCAUCAAAAAAGUCUCAGAACAAUGCGGUAUUCCUUUCUGCACCAUAUCGGAAUACCUUGGAAACUCUUUCAGCGUUGUAUUUGAAGGGCUCAAAAAACUGUUUCCGCCACCCAGUGAAGCUCCUGGUCAUGAGAAGCGCAUGGCCAUGACGAACGCCGUUUUUGAUCGCGUCGAGGAAUAUUCUUUGCAGGUCGUCGGCGAGCUCGGAGUGAGCAAGAAACGCCUUCAAAGUGUGACGAGUUCUCUCAAAUCAGGUGUCAAACAUAUUGUGACCAUCGGAGAUUUUAGGGAGCAGCAUUCAUACCUUGCGUGGCUUCCGGACAUUGUGAUUGCCAUGCUACUUUCCCAAGGGUUUCUUUCUAUGAUUCUCCAGAUAGUGAAGGGUACGAUUUUGUACAGUUGUAACUUGUAACACAUCAAUACUGAUAACAUUUUUAGGUAAAUUUGUUAUGUGGUUGCUAUGGUACUUAAUUGACCUCGUCGUGCGAAAGCGUAGGUAGUUCGCGGUGCAGUGCUUCACUAUGAUGGGAGGAGCGCGCGCGGGGCUGUAGAGCUGGUACGAGGUUCUGUGAAUGUUUGGUCCGUGACUGAAACCCUCGAUCGGGCCUGUUACGUUUGUACAAAUAUUACUUACAUGCACAUUAUUUGA